AUGAUUGGGAGCUCUUUUGAUGGUAUUCCAUUACGUCUGACAGUAGCUUAUCAGGGAAUUCAUCAAAAUAAUGUCACAAGUUGCAGCUUUUCUAAAUGCGGUCGGUUCUUUGCCUUUGUCGAUGAACCAAGAAUUGUUUUGGGUUAUUGGGUUAAUGAUCUCAUUUCAACUUGUUUAGAUGAAAAUAAUUUUAGAGCAUCCCUAUCUCUGCACUGUCAAACCUCAAGUUUACUGUCAGACGAAGUUGCUAGCAAUGGUGAAUCAAUAAAUUCUGAUACAAAUGAUACCAAUACUAAUUGGCAGUCAUUAACAUCCGAAUUGUUAAGUGGUGACUCAUCACCUGUACAUAUGAAGCCGAUAUUUCGAAUAAAAACUAACGGAGAUGUAGUUUGUAUGACAUUUGCGAUUGGAAAUAGCUCUUUUUGUCGAUUACCUCAUCGUGCUCAUAAACGCAGAUCAUCUGUUGUUCGUGAUUCUCAGGUUUCUCUGUUACUAUUGGGUUUAGCUUCUGGUGUGAUUGAAGUUUAUAACGUCUGUGGCUUAAUAUCUAGUUCACCACAUGUCCCCAAAUAUGUUCUUACGGACAAUUGUACUCUUGUAUAUCUGCUGUCAGUAACUGUUGAUGGAAGUCUUCGUGUAGGUUCUGUACAUCAUGGUGGUGAAGUAAGAUUAUGGGAUUUAUGGGAUGAUGGGAAUAUGUAUGGAAAAUUACGACAUAAGUUCACCAUCCCAACAAACUGUACUACUACUACUACUAAUAAUCACUCAUCCGGUGAAAUUCAAGGUGAAGCAUGUACUUUCGCUUGGCAUCCACAUGGUAAACAUAUAUUUUUGGCCGGGGAACGUGGUCAUGCUGUUGUGCUUGAAGCAGAGUCUCCUUUUUCUCGAAUUGCUUACAUUAGGUCUGGUCAUUAUCAUCGUAUAUCUGUUGCUAAUUAUUCUAAAGAUGGAAGUUUAUUGAUUACUGCUUCAUAUGAUUCAUGUUGUGCUGUCUGGUCUGUUCCUGAAUACCAGUGUUUACAUCGUUUCUGGCAUAUGGGUCGUGAGCCUAGUAUUCCCCUUCGUGGAGGAUCAAAUGGUCAUCAUAUUUAUGGUUUAGUUAUAUCUCCUGACGAUUUUUAUUUUGUCACAAUUUGUGAAGAUAGAUGCGUUCGUUUAUGGCCAUUAGCUCCUGUCAAUUCCCCAUUGAAGAUCUAUUUUGAGCUAGCCCUUCAAUCUCAUUCUGGUUUGAAAUUUCGUAGUCUUGCAUUUAGUUCAUGUGGUCGUCUUAUUGCUGUUACGACGAAUGAUCAUAGAGUAUUACUGUUUACAACACCAUCAGAAUUAACUCGACUUAGUACACAAUGUCUGCAUACAAUACGAACAAAUGUGAUUCAAAAGAUUUUAGACGGAAUCUCCGGUGAACAGCAACAACAUCAACAACACAACACUGUUGCAUUGUACAAUAACGGGAAUAAUAGUAAUAAUAUUAAUCAUAAUAAUAAUAUUAGCGAUGAUAAUAUUAGCUCCACUUUAUUUCAUAAUUCUAUUUCUCAAAUUCACUUGCCUUAUCCUGUGAAAAAAUUAAUUUUAAGAAAUUUUAUCAAUUAA
Trichobilharzia szidati is the source of this 1590-nucleotide messenger RNA. NCBI's taxonomy places the organism in Eukaryota, Metazoa, Platyhelminthes, Trematoda, Strigeidida, Schistosomatidae. The record is from the annotation of a GenBank genome assembly.